Messenger RNA from Manduca sexta (tobacco hornworm), 3845 nucleotides. Its product is annotated as sorting nexin-7. Gene Ontology annotation, molecular function: phosphatidylinositol binding. Bases 617 to 1834 code for a protein of 405 amino acids. The transcript is spliced from 10 exons. Lineage: Eukaryota; Metazoa; Arthropoda; Insecta; Lepidoptera; Sphingidae. The record is from RefSeq and is a predicted model, not a curated record.
AAUGUUGAUAAAUUGUAGAAAAUGGAUUGUAAAGACUGUGCAUUUUCAAUGUUGUGUUGCAUUAUCGAUCGGUGCAUCUAAGUAGGGCACAGAUUUUUGGCCAAGUAAAAAAUUGCUGCUGAUAAGUUUAUUCCGCUGUGAUAAAAUAUGUAUUUUAUUUUGUGGCUAUCAUAUAGGAACUCCUGAUUGCGACAGUAUUAUCAAUGUACUAAAAAAAAGUGUUAUAAGUGCGCCAGCUUUAUUUAUUCAAUUAUUUUGGUUUACUGUUUAAGUAGUUGCUAGUCAUCAUUUUUAUUUUUGUCUUGGUUCGUUACGAAAAUUUAUCAGAUAGUAAACAAAUGUGUGCCAGAUUAAUAUUUGCCAUUGUAUAUAGUGUAGAAAUUAGUAUGUUUCAUAGAAAGUGGGUGGUUCUUUAGUGAACAUUAGUGUUGGUGACUUGAGAGGGCGUUAACACUCCCCAACACAUGUGUAUAGUGUAAUGUGUAUAGUGUAAUGUGUAGAUUUAUGAUGUGGACCAGUUUUGUUAGCCUGUUUGGAGUUUUUGCUGAUCUUUAGCAGCUUAUACCUAUAGCUUGUUAGAAUAUAACUUGUGUAAUCGGUUUCAGUCAGUUACAAAAUGGCCAGUGAAAGCAGCUCUGCAGUUUUGGAUCUUAAUGACGCCGACACGGAGGACACUGAGGCUGCCAGCGUCACGGACGAGGCUCUGGAAGUAGUGCCUCUCAUCAUGGAACAUGGCUAUGAUAUUGCUGUAAAGGUGGAUGCCCCAAUGAAGCAAUUGUCUACCCUGGAAACUUUUGUAACGUACCGCGUGAGGUGCGUGUGCGCACGAUGGGCAGCGCCACCUUACGUCAGGCGAAGAUACAACCAUUUUAAGUUGCUCCACAAGCGUCUGUCGGCCGCCCACCCGCUGAUCGCGGCGCCGCCCUUGCCGCCUCUCCACUCGGCGCGGCAACAACUCGACAGAUACUCGCCUUCCUUCGUCGCCAUCAGGACGUUGGCGCUGAACGCGUUCUUGGAUCGUGUCGCAAAGCAUCCCAUACUUACACAUAGUGAAGACUUUAGAAUCUUCCUCACUACACCUGAUGAUGAACUGGACAAGGUGUUCAAAAGCGACAGUAGCGCGAUGAAUUUAUGGGGCCUCAGCAAUGCGCUGUCGUAUGGCGGCGGUGAAUCCAAAGCUACCAAUGGUGCUAGAGUAAAAGAUCCCGAGUUUUCGGCGGCGGUGGAUUAUUUGCUGUCUUUGCAACAGAAGCUAACAACCUUAUGCACAUUAACUAACAAACUAUACAAAGGCACGGCGGGACUUAAUACCGAAUAUAUGAAUAUGAAGCGCGCGUGCGACGCGUGGAGCGCGAGCGCGCGCGGGCGGUGCGGGCGCGCGGCGGGCGCGGCGGCGGCGGGCGCGGGGGGCGCGGCGGCCGCGCGCGUGGGGCGCGCCGCGCACCACAAGGCGCUGCUGCCGCUGCUCGCCGCCUACGCGCACGCGCACGUCGACAAGAUACGACAGCGGGACGCGCUGCACGCGGCGUUCGUGUCUGGGACCAGCUCUACUGACGACCUUCACAACAAGGUCGAGCAAGCGACAGAAGCUCUGCGGGCCGAAUUAGCCGAUUGGCGACCGAAGACCAAUGAGCAAGUGAAAUCGCUCCUCCUUUCCUUAGCAGAAAGACAAGUCGCUCUACAUUCCCAGUCGCUGGCAAGUUGGGAACACGCGCUAGCACUGUCUGCCAACACGCAGGAUCUGUUCAAGACAGUGUCGAAGAGCGCAGUAACACUCGUCCAAGACAAUGACACCGAUGUGGACAGUGACCGAUCGGGCCUGAUCGAUGACUGACAAAAUGCGACAGAGUUCUGCAGGACUGAAGUGACCGAGGAUGCAGUUAGUACUGUUGGUGUGGGCACAUUAGAAGAAGACUCCACAUCUAGCACGGAUGGUAUUGAAUCGUACCAGGUUCCAGGGUGCAGUACUUACCAUGCUAAUGUGAUAAACGAGGAUUCCUCCUGCAGCUCUCAUGUCGAUACGAAGGAACCCGAUGACGUAAAACCUUACGAAAUCACUUCUGAAAACAUAGACUGUGGUACCGAUCCGUCCGCGUUAAAAGACCAAUGCUCUACAUCUUCCAUCCAGAAUAAAGAGUUAUCCAAAGAAGCAAGUGAUGAUGCAGCAGUAGCAUCCACAGAUGAUGGUGAUGCUCCCCCGGUAGAAACCAAAGAUCAAAGCUGUAAGACUCCAAAAAUUAACAGAGACGAGGACGCUGAAGAUCAGCCUGGUACAUCACAAAUCAAUGAGAUGGAGUUUUUAGAUGAUCCAACACCUUGGCUUCACAAUGAAUCUAAUAUUGAUACCUUUACCGCCAUCCCUUGCAGACCUCGUCCAGAUGCUAAUGAAGCUCCUGUAGUGGAACCCAGAAGACCUCGCAUAGAGCCCAGUGUAGCUCGCGAUAUGCCAGCUGCAUCUCGCGAUGUUGCUCAUCAUUCUCUCGAGGUCGCUCGUCGCAGGUCUGAUGAAAAUGAAUCACCUGAGGACAUGUCUAGAUCAUGCAUUAAUAACAAUGAAAUGGAAGUAGUACGACACGAACUUAGUCCUGAUGUCAGUGAAUCUUUUGAAGUAAUGGCGAGCACGCCUCCUCCUAACGUCAGGGAGUCACUAGAGGAGUCAUCUAGCAGACCUCUGCCUGAUGAUAGUGAAUCAAUUGAGGUCAUACCUCGUAGUCCUUAUAAUAAUAGCAGCGAUUCUCUUGAGAUUAUAUCAUUUAGAUUACUUCCCGAAGCCAAUGAAUCAAGGGAAAUAAAUGAGAACGAGGUCAAGCCACUUCGACCCGAUGCCAGGGCAAUACUUGAUACAAUACCCGACAGAGCCCGUACUAGCGAAUCACUCGAACUCAGACCUUCAACAUCUAGAAUGGUUGAUACUAGUGACACAUUAGAGAUUGUGCCAUUUGGCUCUCAGUCUGAUGAUACUUUACCACAUGAACUUAUAUCUAGUAGACCAUACGCUGACAACGUCACGGAAAUAAUUACAUUCCAAGCCUGCAGACCUUAUGUUAUUAAUGAAGAAAUAUUCGCGGGUCCUUCCAGCGCGCCUGACCCUACGACCAAUGCACCACGAGGGAUAAUAUCUUGCAGACCACGUACAGAAGACGAUCAGCCCGGUGAGAAUGCACCCUGGUCUCCCCCCACUGAUGCUAAUGAAGGUUACGACAUGUUACCCCGGAGUCCUUACAAUGACGAAGCUCUCGAGCUCCUACACCAACUUCUUCGUGCCGAUAGCGAAGAGAUGUUUGAGCGCGGCGAACCUUUUAUAAAUGUUGGUGAUCCACUAGAAAUCAUGCCUCCAAGAUCUGUUGCUGAUGUCGAGGAAUCAUUCGAGGAAAUGCCGGACGGACCAAAUUCCGAUUCGGAAACACUGCCAAGAGAUCCAUCUUGCAUGGAUGUCACAGAAUGUUUAGAUCCAUCCUGCCAGUCGCAAACUGCCGCUAUGGAAACACUGCCGGAGGACUCUUCCUGCGAUACUGACUCUGAUUGAGAUGUUAGUAGACUGUACAUAAGGACUGUACUGUAAGCGUAGGCGCAUAUACACGAUAUUUUUGUUGAUCGGCUGUUAGUUGUAUGCCAAAAGGGAUCGUAGAAGUGCGCACUCGAAUAUAUGUAGAGUCCCGAACACGAAUUUCAUGUUAGUUAUUUAUAAAUGUUUUUUAUCGUGUCCGGGUCGAGUCGAGGUAUUGUCGCUAGUUAACGAUUCCCGUUUAAGUAGUUUAGUCGUGAUGUUUAUCGUAUGUAUGCGUCUGAGCAGUGUUGGUUACAACCAUAUCAAUUUGUAAUUAAAUAAUAAAUUAUUUAAUCUA